Molecule: messenger RNA, 3387 nt
Organism: Labeo rohita (rohu)
Lineage: Eukaryota; Metazoa; Chordata; Actinopteri; Cypriniformes; Cyprinidae
Gene: sv2ba
Product: synaptic vesicle glycoprotein 2Ba
Exons: 13
Coding region: 326-2395 (689 amino acids)
Biological process (GO): transmembrane transport; chemical synaptic transmission
Cellular component (GO): membrane
Molecular function (GO): transmembrane transporter activity
Source: RefSeq, a predicted model, not a curated record
CCCAACAGCCUCCUGUUAAGGUGACAUGUAGGGCUUGCCUUCUGAAACUCUGCCAGGAUUUCCCUUUGGAUUUUUAAAAUUUGUAUCAAACACCAUAAGACAUAAAGGAAUAAUAAUUCUGGUUUAGCAUGUGGCCUUGUGUAGAACCGACCAAAGGGAACUAACUCAUUUGUCAUAAAUACUGAGGCCUUGACAUAAGCCAGGUGCAAUUUAUAUUUUUAAACCUCUUUUGGAUUUGGAACUCUCACCAAAGACUCAGAGAUUCUGGGGAUUAUACUUAUUUAGCUAUUUUUUGUGUUCAAAAAUAUAACAAAUUCAAGCCAAAAUGGAUGACCCUUACCACAAUAACAUCAAUCAGCAAGGAGAAACGUAUCCCACAUACGGAGAAGGAGGAGAGUACACUUACCCCUAUCAGACAGACUUCCCUCCUCAGGAGGAGGAAGAUGCUGCUAGUGAUGUCACCGAGGGGCAUGAUGAAGAUGAUCAGAUGUACGAGGGCGAGUACCAGGGCAUCCCUCAUCCGGACGAGAUCAAGGAGGCGCGGAGAGCCGCCCGAAGGGAGGCCCGCAUGAAGGCCAGGAUGGCAGCUGAGGUGGAGGAGGAAACGUUGCCUGAACAAUACGAGUCCAUUAUGGAAGACUGCGGUCACGGCCGCUUCCAGUGGACCCUCUUCACGGUGCUGGGUCUGGCCCUGAUGGCUGAUGGGGUGGAGUGCUUCGUAGUGAGUUUCGCCCUGCCCAGUGCUGAGAAGGACAUGUGCCUGUCGAAUGCUGACAAGGGCAUGCUUGGAUUAAUAGUGUACGUGGGGAUGAUGAUCGGCGCUGUCCUGUGGGGCGGUCUGGCUGAUAAACUGGGCAGACGACAAUGUUUACUCUACGCACUGGCCAUCAACUGCAUCUUCUCCUUCCUGUCUUGUUUCGCACAGGGUUACGGCUUCUUCAUCUUCUUCAGACUCUGCUCAGGAAUCGGGAUUGGUGGCUCAAUCCCUGUUGUGUACACAUACUUCGCUGAGUUCCUGCAGAUGGAUAAGAGAGGAGAACAUCUAAGCUGGCUGUGCUUGUUCUGGAUGCUCGGAGGACUGUACGCUUCCUUCACCGCAUGGGGAAUCAUCCCACAUUAUGGCUGGGGUUUCAGUAUGGGAACAGAAUUCCAGUUCCACAGUUGGAGAGUGUUUGUGCUGGUUUGUUUCCUUCCCUCUGUGGCUGCUCUCGCUGGGCUGGUAUUCAUGCCAGAAAGUCCCCGUUUUCUCCUGGAGACUGCAAGACACGACGAAGCCUGGAUGAUCCUGAGGCAGGUUCACGACACCAACUGGAGGGCGAAGGGAGAACCAGAGAGAGUGUUUCAAGUUUCGCAGAUCAAAAUGCCUCAAACACAGGAUGACGAGUUCAUAGAGAUUCAGAGUGAAACUGGCACUGCCUUCCAGAGAUUCAUGGUCAGACACAUGACCCUAGUUAAACAGGUCAUGAAGAACCUGAUGUCACUCGCCGCACCUGAUCUCAGACUCAAUGGUUUGUUCAUUGCCAUCGUGUGGUUUACAAUGGCCUUCAGCUAUUAUGGCCUGGGUGCGUGGUUUCCUGACCAGAUCAAGUACCUCCAAUUUGAGGAGUAUGAGUCCAACGUCAAGAUCUUUCAUCGUGAGAAAGUGGAACGCUUUCAUUUCAACUUCACUCUGCAAAAUCAGGUCCACAAGGAGGGGGAGUAUAUUCAUGACAGGUUUAUCAGCAUAGAAAUAAGAAACGUGAAGUUUGAAGAAUCACUCUUUGAGAACUGUUAUUUUGAGGACGUCAGAUCAACAGACACCUUCUUUGAGAACUGCACCCUUAAAAACACAGUCUUCUACAAUACUGACCUGUGGGAAGAUUCCAAGUUCAUUAACUGUAAGCUGCACAAUACAACAUUUCUGCACCCCAAAAAAGGCUGCCAUCUAAAUUUCCAAGAGGAAAAUGACAUCGUGAUCUAUCUAGUCAGCUUCCUGGGUAGUUUGUCUGUAUUACCUGGCAACAUCAUAGCAGGUCUAUUAAUGGACAAAAUAGGACGGCUUAAAAUUAUAGGGGGCUCCAUGUUAGGCUCCGCUCUCUGCACGUUCUUCCUGCUCCUGUGCUUCAGUCAGUGGGCCGUCGUCCUGUUCCAGUGCCUGUUCUUCGCAGCCGGUGCGGCAGCUUGGAACGGCAUUGAGGUCAUCACAGUGGAGCUCUAUCCAGCCUCAAAAAGAGCCACAGCUUUCGGUGUGCUGAAUGGCACAUGUAAACUGGCAGCUAUCAUUAGCACUUUCAUCUUCGGCAAGUUUAUCGGCAUCACCAAGAUCAUCCCCAUCAUUCUGUCUUUCUCGGCGCUAGUGUGCGGAGGACUGCUAGCGUUUAAGUUACCCGAGACACGAGAGGUGAUUCUUCAGUGAAAAAGCCAAACUCCUCAAGGCCUCAGCGCUUGGUCCAGCUGGACACUGGAUGACCGCAUGCUGGACUGCUGAACACUGACAGCAAAAGGGCUGAAUCAUGUAAAGCUGAUAUGGUGUCAUGUUAGAACCAAUGUACUGUGGUAUUACUGUACUUUCAUAGUAUUACUUCUCUUAAACUAAAGUUGUAGAGCAUAUGUUUGUUUAAAGUGUUCACACUGGCUAUAUUUUGAGUAUAUUUUGAGAAAUCCAAAAUUGUGGACAAAUGGGGAAAUAUGUUUUCUGCGAUUACACAAAAUGAUUUAGAGCCAAGUACUGAUAUCAAAUUUCCAUUUUAUAUUGGAAGAAAUAAUGAAUUUGACAAUUAGUUCAAUGAGAUCGCUAUAUUUUAUGGUUAUUUAAUAUGUAAAAAUUGAGUUCUUUUUGCAUUUUUGGUGCAGAAAUCUUUACCAGCGUUUGGUCAUCAGCUAGUUUUUGUUGUGUUGUAUUUGUUAAUACCGUGGUAUAUAUUUAUUUCAUAUUAGAUAAUUAUGUUUUCACUGUGUUUUAACUCUGAUUCCCAUCUUUUCAACUAUUGUUUGUCAUGCCUUUUCAUUAGAAAAUGACCAUACUACAUAAAAAUGACAAUGUUUGUAUGAAGAUAGACAUUUUUUGAAUUUGACUUAUGUGAAGUGUGUAUAAUGCUCAUUUCCUCUGAGAAAAUGUGUAGAUUAUGUGAUUUUGUUUUUAUUUUUCUUAUUUCUUUUAACAUAUGUGAAUAAGAAUUAUGAAAGGAACAGCUCAUAACAAAAGAAAGGUCACAGAAAAGGUUAUUCAAAUUUAUUUUAUUUUAAUGGGUCAACAUUGAUUACAUACGAAAGGGCCUCAAAAGGGCCUCCAUUGCAAGUCUUAAAAGCUUUAUGUCAAAUCUAAAAUAUAUUCUUUUUAUAUUUUAUGUUCAAAAAUUGAAAUAUCAAAAAAAAUCUAAUUAAUCUAAUGUUUUUGUUUGUUCUGGU